GCUGAAGAUUCAACCGGCUCGCUUCUCGAGGUUGUUAAGGCUUUGAUCAAAGCCGGGUCAUCCCUGAUAACUCGCGAGAGAGACCAAGCUCAUGCGCUCCAUCAAGCCUAUGCCAAUCGAGACGUUAAAAUACAUCGUUUUCUUCGUAAAGAAGUAGCAGUCGAUUCGAAUACUCAGCAGUCAGAAGGCAAAACCUCUCAUCAUUACGUGGCUGCCGACCUCAACUACAAUUGGUACGCUUUCACUGCUGAGGGCCGCGAGCCCAAGCGACGCACACAAGAAAUUGUGAACUUGCUCAUCGACAGAGGGUUGAAUAUAUAUUCCAACAACAAUGGGAAAACCCCCACUGAUUCCGGCUUUUACUUGGUAGUAUUUGAAAAUUGGGUCCUAAAGGGCGUGCAAGGUAUAUGGGUGUUGUAUCCUUGA
Molecule: messenger RNA, 426 nt
Organism: Colletotrichum orchidophilum
Lineage: Eukaryota; Fungi; Ascomycota; Sordariomycetes; Glomerellales; Glomerellaceae
Exons: 1
Source: RefSeq, a predicted model, not a curated record